GUCCGGGUAUGCAGAACCAUGGUUGACGUUCCGGGGAGACUUCGUCCCCAUACCUUGAAGCAUCUACGUCAGACCACCAGAACCAUGAAUGAAACGAAUUCCAACAGGACGGCCCAGAGAGAUCAGGCAUGUCUCCUGUUGUUCCAGGGGCGAUACAGGAUUUCAAUCGGACCGGGAUAUUGUCUUGGUCAUGAGACAAUGGUCUGGGGACAUAUAAAUACCAGGCGUUCCCUUUGUGACGCAUCGGACAUUUUAUUUUCCAAUAUAUAUUCCUCAUUGCAUAUUGCUCGCUGAAGUCACACAUCAUACGAUGCCUCACAUAUAUUCCCGCGAUGAUAAUGAGAUCGCAUCCGCGAUUGAAGAGAGGAUACAUGCUAUGCGUAACUAUAAAGCUGCGCUGAGGAGGCGUCGAGCGUCUGAGAGCGCCAAGUACACCGAGGAGAUACAUGACCAUAGAGUCCAUGGCGGCCAAGUCCAGCAAGAGUCGCAUGCAAUGAAUCAGCAAGACGAUGAAGCGACCCGAAUGAUCAGUGGUCUUGAUGCGCAUCGUAAUAAUCUGCUCAGAGAUACCGGUGCGUGCUUGACGGAAAAUCAUGAACCGGCGGAGUAGGAAUUUCCUCUACGGAAGAUGGUGUUGCAUGGGUUGAAGAGGCCACCAGGACAACGGUGUAACACUCACUGUAUUACUUUCUUAUGAUCAUGUUUGGCAAAAUUUGUUAUAUACCCACAGGGGAGAACCCUAAUUAGCAGGACAAUUUGUAUAAAACGAUAUCGGCAGUGACCGGAUCUGACAAAUAGACUUUCGUUGAAGAUCCUCCGCUAUGGAGGCAUGUUCUGCACUGUCCCUCUCACGAUUCAAGCAGGUAGUUUCAGUUAAUUGGGCGUGUCUGUCAGACAUCGAUUCCACAGAUCGGAAGAAAGGUCCGGAUCAUGUUGUCCAAUCAUAUCGUGUAGGGCUAGCCCCAAUUGCCAGUUCUAGCUUAGUGACUUGGUCAGGUGACAGAUGGAAUCGAUCUUAUCUUUUCUCCUCUUCCCUUCUGCCCUAAUGAUGGAACCACUGUUAAGACUAGAGAAUAUUUGGUGAACCCGGCGAGACGGUGACGUAAUGACUUGAUUUCUUGCUGGAUUUUUUCGUUCCAAGGGCCCCGUAAUUUUGCGUCAUUUUUUUUUCUUUUUUCUUUUUUUAUUUGGCAUCCUUCCAAGACCGCUAGUUAAGUAGUAAGUACUGUACUACUACCACAUCGGACAAUCUUGACUGUUUAGUACCGGGGUUAAAUACCGUCCAUUGAACUUUU
This is a messenger RNA of Aspergillus alliaceus, 1295 nucleotides long. RefSeq lists its product as uncharacterized. Lineage: Eukaryota; Fungi; Ascomycota; Eurotiomycetes; Eurotiales; Aspergillaceae. The transcript is spliced from 2 exons. The record is from RefSeq and is a predicted model, not a curated record. The coding region runs from base 311 to 610 and encodes 99 amino acids.